Molecule: messenger RNA, 5832 nt
Organism: Fusarium sp. VM40
Lineage: Eukaryota; Fungi; Ascomycota; Sordariomycetes; Hypocreales; Nectriaceae
Source: the annotation of a GenBank genome assembly
AUGGCGACGGUGAAGUCCCUGGGGUUGCACCAGCCGUCAGGGCUUCGACAUGCCAUCAAUGAACAAUUAUUACCGCCAAACCCGCCCACGACCUCGUAUACAUGGGACAUCUCAACAGACGAUCGAUUUGAUGGAGAUCUAGAGGAUGAAAUACUCACGACGGAACACUGCGUCAUAUGGUGUCGGGGUGGCAUAUUUCGAAAGACAUUCAGAUUCGAACUCGAAAAGGAACCUGUCAUACAGGCUCUUUUGGCAUAUUUCCCGACUUCCAAGGACGAUAAAUCUACACCAGAUGACGAAGCCAAGCCAGACCAGCGACCGGCCCUGUCAAAGGCCUUGGUAGUGUUCUUGAAGACACAGGCGCACAUAUACUUUCUAUCCGGUACCAGUCAUAUCGUUCACAUGCCGUUCGAGGUCGAAUCCGCUUUCGCAGGUCCUGUCGGAGUUAUCAUCCAGCGCAAGCAGAAGGCCGAGAGUGUAGCGCCUAUCGCCUUCAAGUUUCCUCGAGUGCCGCCAAAUUCUUUCGUCUCUUCGCAGUUGACAGCGUUCAAUAGCUCUCAACAAACGGCCUUCUCUGUGGAAGGUCUUGGAAAACCUAAAGCGCUCCCACUUCGACUGAGCUCAACUCUGGACAACCUUUGGGAAGCGCCACUGGAGCAGCCAGAGUCUCGCUGGCCACGGUUGAUUUCAUUAACGGACCCGUUGCUGGAGCUAGGGCUGGUCGUCACCGAUCAGGAACCCCAAAAUGGCAAAAGCUUAAGACAGACUGCGGCUAAAAAGCGAUCAUUCCUCGAUGCAGCCGAAGAGGUUCUGCAUGUGGAAGAGAUUAAGAUCCCUGGUGCAUUGACGCAAGAUCUUAGCCAGCCCUUGAUCAUUGCAGUGACUAUCAAUCGCGAAACUAGUGAAUACACUGUCUGGCGCCUUACAUAUUUGCAACACGAAGAUCCUUUCCUUGCUCGACAGAAGGAUGCUAAAUCAAAGACUGCUCGGCGUCGUAGCUCUAUGCCUCCCGCCUUUGCCAGCGCUCCUGGGACACCUGUACAGCCCAAUCUCCGGGAGAGCUUUGGGGCUCCGCUUCCAGGAAAACGGCAGAGGAAGAGUGAAAGGCUUGAGAAACCCAUGAUAGACCUUGUAUCAUCCUUGGAACAGCAAGACAAAGAAGGUACUGGAGUUGCACGAAGGAGCUCCCGUAGGGUCAGCUCAAUGUUGGCGAGAGCUGACUUGUCCGCAUCUCAUGAAAGAGCCAUAAUGCCAGAUCAGCCACUACUUUCCAGCCAUGCUGGGGCCAGAAGGCACGAAUCUCAAGGAAGUCAUGUCCGUCUAAGUGCCAACUAUGCCCAUCAGAUUCAUCCUAGUCUGAGCAGUCUGCUGGCGGCUCCUUUUUACGAGGGCCUUGACGAGGGCUUUCACAACAUGGGGUUAGAGGACCAUGAGUUUGAUGGGUUACAACACGAGAUCAUGUUUACCAAACUCCAUAGUGUACCCAUGAACAACUCAAACGUCCGGUAUUCAGACCAACCAGCACGCAUACAGACCAAAGUCUUCAUCUUGGUAGCACCACCGUUUGCCAUUGAUGGCCACGAUCAAAGCCAGCUUCUCAUUGGCAUCCAGGAUGCCACCGAGCGACGACUGCAGCUGCUCACUCUGGAACUUGGCAUCCAGCGUGCGGCCGCAAAGGCCAAGAAUGGGAAAAAGAAGACGCCCGAUGGUGCUACCGUCAUAGCCACUGUUGUUGAUCGGAGACAUGCUCAGAACGUUGUUGAUUCCUGCAAGUUGGUGGAUGGAGACCAUUCAGCAAUCCUAAUCUUGUCUGAGUCGAUGGACGGCCGACACGAACUAAGCACCCAGGCGCCUUGGAGCGUGCUCACGAAAAUAUCGCUUUCGCUUCUCUUCGUCGACAACACUAGAAGCUUGCAGUAUCGCGGCAGGGUUGUGGAUCGUGAUGUUACGCAGCGAAAGUCAGAGGUGAUCGAUUUUAGCAAUGGAAGUAUUGUUGGUGUGCGCCAUCCGCGACAAGGGGGUAUUGUUGAUGUUGUGGAUGCUGAAGGCCGGCUGCAUGAACUCUGCAUACAACUUGAACCGAGGUCGCCUCAUGUUCGCAAAAUCCUUGACGUUUGUCGUAGCAUACUGCCUCAUGCACUGGGCGAACAUGUCUUUGCUGGGUGGCUUCAUUGUAUGCAGUGGAUGGGAGGCCACGAUGAGCCAGUUAUGGACGUUGAAUGGUCCUCCAUGGCUAUUUUGCUUUUGUCUUUGUUCCUGAGUCUUGGGCGAACGGAUUCAAAGCCACUACCAGCGACUCGUGCUAGCCAUCGCAGAAAGAGGCAUGCAUCUGGCUCUUUCAGUUCCAUAAGGCAAUCGGAAAAUUGGAAGUUUUUGGAGACAACCGAAGCCUCCAAUUCUUUAGGAUGUCCAACAUGGAUGAUGAAUGGGGGCUGGGAAUGGGCUUUGGAUAACGAAGUGGAAGAUGCAGCAUCCUUAGCGGACAAUCUGUCGGCGACAUUCAUCUCUAAACAUGUCUCUUUUGCCAAAGAAUACAUGGUUUCUGCGCUUGGCGAAACAGCGUUCGGAUCCGCUGGCUACAUGCCAACAUCUAUCGGCAAAAGCACUGAAAGCCGACGUAAGGUCGGCGUUGAUGUGUUUAUGGGGUUGCACUUACUCCUCGAAGAAGAGAAGCUGGACAUCAUGACGCCAGAAUUCAGAUCUCCCGGUCGUGCUGACCUUCGGGUCAUUAUGUGUCAAAUCGCCCGCUGGCUCAAGUGGCAUGACUUUUCUGCCACCUACGAAGCGGGCGUGCAAGAAGACAUUGACCCACGCCAUGAUUCUGAUCUUAAUCUAAAACCUGCGAUCCCUCAGCCUCCAGUACGACCAGACGUUAUUAUCUGGAUCCAGUCACGACUCACGGGAGAUCAGAGAGUGCCCUAUAUCACCCCAGCAGAUGUUUACUAUGCUGGCUCACAAUUGACUGAAGCAGAGAAAUCGCAGGACAGGCGAUGGGAACAUAUAUUGCCUAGAACCCUUCUGUUCAAGCAGUUCUUCAAAUUCAUGAAGCCAAGCACAAGUGCUGUUCAAAUGGUAGAAGCUAUGCGAGAUGCUGGAAUCACAGCAUUGGUUCUUGAUACACUUCCAGAAGCUGUGCUUGUACCCCUGCGAGAUGCCAUCUCACUCUGCCAACCACAUCCACCAACCUCUUGGUCGAAGGAUCUUCUCGAGUUGGUUGAUCGCCGGGAUAUCAGUCUCAUUCUCACCCCCGGAAAGCGUCCCAAACCCAGUGCUUCCAAGAUUCUGACACCCACACACAGUGCAUCCUGGGACUACAGGAUGCUCUGCCAGAGCGUUGACGAAUCAAAUAACGUCGGCUACGACGAGGGCGAAGGAACUGAACGACAAGCUGUUAUUCGCUCCUUGUUCAAAGAAGACCGCCGCCUAAACGAAGCCCAGGAUUUACUUUCCACAAAUAAAGCAAGACUGGUACGACUUGAUCCCAACCCAAGCUGGCCGGAAAGCGAAUAUCUUGAAAAGCAAAAGGAGCUGGUCACAAGAAUUGCUACUGGUACCCUGGCUAUCCCUGCAGGUCGAGCUUUAUUAUACUAUAGCCUGCGUUAUCCGUUGAUUACGCAAAAGUUUCACAUUGGUGGAUUUAACCUUAACUGUAUUGUGAAGCCAACAAAUACCACAGUUGGUGUGGAUAAAGCACAAUUCUCAGAAGAGAAGGUUUGCUGGGGCUUCUUCCAUCAAGGCGUUGCUGCUGGGUUGGCCAUAUCUCCUCAAGCCCAAGGUAUCGACACUUCCUGGAUUCUCUAUAACAAGCCCGGACAAGACCUCAACAAUCGCCAUGCAGGCUUUUUGCUUGCUCUUGGCCUUAAUGGCCAUUUGAAAGAUGUGGCCAAAUGGGUUGCAUUCAAGUACUUGACACCAAAACAUACCAUGACCUCCAUUGGCCUUCUUCUAGGUCUAGCUGCAUCCUACAUGGGCACGAUGGAUUCGCUAAUUACUCGUUUGCUUUCCGUUCAUGCCACAAGGAUGUUGCCUCGUGGAGCAGCAGAGCUGAACUUGUCGCCUUUGACACAGACUUCGGGCAUAAUGGGCAUCGGACUGCUAUACGCCAACAGCCAGCAUCGGCGAAUGAGUGAGAUUAUGCUUUCUGAAAUAGAGCACAUCGACGAAGAGGAUGAAGAAGAGCCUCUCAGAAGCGAGUGCUACAGACUUGCAGCUGGAUUUGCUCUUGGAUUUAUUAACCUGGGCAAAGGCAAUGAUCUCAAGGGUUUGCAUGACAUGAGACUCACGGAGAAGCUCAUAUCACAUGCUACAACGACCAAAAACAUUGAGAUAGUCCAUAUUUUGGAUCGUGCAGCAGCUGGGGCUGUCAUGGCUUUAGCUCUGAUCUACAUGAAGUCAGAAGACCAAGUUGUGGCACGUAAGAUCGACAUUCCCAACUCCGUGUUGCAGUUCGAUUAUAUCCGCCCUGACAUUCUUCUCCUGCGGACACUUACGAAGAACCUAAUUAUGUGGUCAAAGAUUGAGCCAACGUUUGGUUGGAUAAGGAAAAACCUGCCACGCCCCUAUCGUCCCCAGUUUAAGCUCCAGUCAACAACAAAACUGCAGUCAACUGACAUGGCAUUUCACAGCAUAGUUGCUGGUCUGUGCUUUUCUAUUGCACUUCGCUUCUCCGGCAGUGCUUCGCCUAAAGUUCGAGAUCUUUUGCUGUAUUAUCUGGACCAGUUUAUGCGCAUUGCGCAGAUACCAUCUACUGCAAGCACGCAUCCAAACGGCAACCCCCCUUAUGACGAAGAGCUUACUCGGACCAAUGCUCGUAUGUGUCAAGACGUUGUUGCUCUUUCUGCUUCUAUCGUUAUGGCUGGAACGGGCGACAUCCCGGUUCUGCGUCGUCUCCGUGCACUUCAUGGUCGCGACGAUCCAGAAACCCCUUAUGGUUCUCAUCUUGCCGCGCAUCUUGCCAUCGGCGCUCUGUUCUUGGGAUGCGGAACGGCAACGUUCGGUACUAGUAACCUUGCAAUUGCUUCACUGCUGGUAUCGUUCUACCCCAUUUUCCCUACGAGUGUUAUGGACAACCGUUCCCAUCUUCAGGCCCUUCGCCAUUUCUGGGUUCUGGCCACUGAGCAACGAUGUCUUGUCACCAAGGAUGUUCUCACUGGUCAGCCAAUUUCAGUUCCUGUGCAGAUCAAGAUGCGCAAGAAUACGUCCACUGAGCCAGUCCUAAAUCGUACCGCGCCUUGUAUUCUUCCACCAAUCGAUCAGAUAGCCAGCCUUUCAACCGCGUGUGGACCUCAAUUUUGGAAUGUGGAACUUGAUUUCUCAAAUCCAGAAGUUCGAGCUGCUUUCGGGGACACGCAGAGCCUGUACCUUCGCAGGCGUCCACCACGCGAGGGAGCAUUUGCCUCUACCCUUCGUGCUCUUGGUAGCGACGAGCAGGGCAAAGACCCCCUGGAGUGGGUGUUUGGACUCGACGGCCUUCGCGGUAUUAGCUACGCCGAGCGAGCUGUGGUGCUUGAGCGAGGAGAUGAUACUCAGCACUCGGGAACCGCUGUCGACGCAAGAUUAGAGAUGGCAAAGGGUAUUGUGGACGGUACGGAUCGAGAGCGUCUUGAAGGGGCGAGAUUGCUCUUCGAAUGGGCUUCUGUUCGCGAUCGAUUACGUGAUACCAACAUGUUUGAUAGUCAAGAGACCAUCACGGAGUCUGCAGCACAACGUGAAGUUGAAGGGCCGGAUGAACAAGAUGCUACCGUGGAAGAUGAGGGCGUCUGGUGGAUGCGGGAUAGUGUAGUCGAGAGUCUCAAGGGGAUGGUAUGGCUUGCUAGCCGUGAAGGCGAGUAG